Cladophialophora psammophila CBS 110553 is the source of this 1686-nucleotide messenger RNA. RefSeq lists its product as uncharacterized. The transcript is spliced from 6 exons. Gene Ontology annotation, biological process: transmembrane transport. The coding region runs from base 1 to 1686 and encodes 561 amino acids. Gene Ontology annotation, molecular function: transmembrane transporter activity. The record is from RefSeq and is a predicted model, not a curated record. NCBI's taxonomy places the organism in Eukaryota, Fungi, Ascomycota, Eurotiomycetes, Chaetothyriales, Herpotrichiellaceae.
AUGCCAUUCGGAAUCCUCGACUGCAAGAAACUGGAAAACGUGCCUGGCACGUCUUUCAUGAGCGAUCAGGAUGACCUACCGCCAGAGUACGCCGAGAUACCCCGAGAUAUGUUGAAGCAUGGAAAGGGCAGGUUUUCAAACAUCAUCUUGAUCCCUCAGCCAUCCGACUCGCCUAAUGAUCCUCUGAAUUGGCCACAAUGGAAGAAGGAAAUGAUUCUCCUAAUUGUUUCACUCUCCGCCGCCGUUGUGGGAGCCUUUGGCCCCAUGUUGAGUCCAGGGUUCGUUGAGAUCUCGGCUCAACUGCACAUCACCGUCGAGAUCUUGUCCCAGGCCACCGCAUGGCUGAUUCUCACCAUCGGACUCGGCUUAUUCUUGACCAAUCCCUUGGCCAAAAUAUACGGAAAGAGGCCGAUCUAUAUCCUUGCGAGCUGCAUCAUGUUCGCUUGCUCAGUCUGGGGUGCCAAGGCGGACAAUUACAAUAGCUUUCUGGCGUCAAGGGUCAUAAGUGGCGUCGGCAUGGCUCCGUAUGAGGUCCUGGUCCAGUGUACCAUUGGUGACCUCUACUUCGUUCACGAAAGGGCCACUCGAAUUGCGGUCUGGAACUUGUUCCUCCUAACAGGGAUUUCAGGCGGAGCCCUUGUGGCUGGCUACAUUAUUGAGUAUGACGGCUAUCAAUGGACGUUCGGAGUAUGCGCCAUCAUGUUCGGCGUGCUCCUGUUCGCUGUAUUCUUCUUCGUCCCCGAAACCACGUAUCGUCGGGACGCAGUCGUGGUUGUUCCGGUCACAGAUCCAGUCGACACUGAUCCCGAGAAGCCGGGUGCACAGCAUGUCCACAUGAAGUUGGGACAUGAACAUGAUGUGUCCCAAGCUCAUGGAGAGAAGGACAAACAUCUGUCCUACACAGUCACCCGUGGAUCCGCCGAACCCAAGAUGUCAUACCGGCAGUCACUCAAGAUCUUCACUGGACGAUACAGCUAUGCUCCCAUAUAUAAGAUCUUUACCCGCCCUGUGCUGCUUUUCUUUUAUCCGGCGGUGUUCUGGGGAUUCCUCAUGUAUGGCACCACCUUGACUUGGAUUGUGGUCUUCUCUGUGGUCAACGGGGUGAUAUUUGUGGCUCCGCCCUACAACUUUUCCGUGUCGCAAGUUGGGCUGAUCAGCUUGUCGCCUUUUAUUCUGACGUUGCUCGGAGAGGUCAUUUCUGGGCCCCUCAACGACGCAAUUUGUCUCUACUUGACGAAGAAGAACAAGGGGAUAUACGAACCCGAAUUCCGUCUGGUGCUCAUCAUUGUUGUCAUCAUCCUCGGCACCGUGGGAUUCUUUGGAUUCGGGGCCACUGUCCAUUACGAGACGCAUUGGUUGGGCCCAGUGUUGACAUUUGGGUUUGCAAACAUGAGCUUGGCCUUUGCCUCGACCUGUGUCUUUGGUUACGUGAUCGACUCUUACCCCAAGUUGAACGAGGAAGCGUUUGUGGCCAUCAACGCCCGAAAUCUUCUCACGUUUGGCCUGACGUACUUCGUCAACAACUGGCUGGCUCAAGACGGCCCCUUGCAAGUCUUCUGCAUCUUGGGAGCCCUCUUUCUGUUCGUCUGUUUCUUAACGAUCCCUCUCUGGAUAUUCGGCAAAAGAAUCCGAUCCCGGAUUGGCAGGACUGCGUGGCUCCAGCGAUAUAUGAACGACGACUUUUAG